GGUUCAACAUUACCUAGAAAGCAGGCACAAGGCAGGUUGAGAUAAAUGGGGUUGGGUGGGGUAUGUACACUGGGGGUGGGAGAAAGGGGAAAAUGUAUUGCAGCUCUCUGGUUUCCAGUGCUGGAUCCUGCUCAGCAGAGACUCUGAGUAGAGAGCUCUCUGUGUCUGGGCUGGUGCUGUGCUGUAGGAGUUACAUCAAGCAGCCAAGAUGUCAAAGAGCGACCCCCGGGACAUUGAUGAGGAUGCUAUCCUCAGGGGGCUCAGUGCAGAGGAGCUGGAGAUGCUAGAAUAUGAGCUGCAGGAGAUGGACCCUGAGAACGCAAUGCUCCCAGCUGGUUUCCGUCAGCGUGAUCAGACCAAGAAAAAUCCAACAGGUCCUUUUGACCGCAGUGCUCUCCUUGAGCACCUGGAGAAACAGGCUCUGGAACAUCAGGACCGAGAAGACCUGGUGCCCUUCACUGGGGAGAAGAAAGGAAAGAAAUUUGUUCCCAAACCUGGAGCAGGAAAGAUCCCAGAAGACGAGCAGAUCACUCUGGAGCCAGAGUUGGAAGAAGCUCUGAAAAAUGCCACAGACGCUGAGAUGUGUGACAUUGCAGCCAUCUUGGGAAUGUACACCCUGAUGAGUAAUAAGCAGUACUACGAUGCUCUUGGUGCCACUGGUAUAAUUGCCAACACAGAAGGCAUCAACAGUGUGGUAAAACCUGAUGUGUAUAAGAUCUACCCUGAUGAGCCUCCCAAUGACACAGACAUUGAAGACACACUGAAUAGGAUCCAGAAGAAUGACAGCAGCCUGACAGAUGUCAACUUUAACAACAUCCCGGACAUUCCCAUCCCAACUCUGAAAGAGAUCUUCCAGAGUAUGAAGGAAAACACUCAUGUACUGAGUUUAAGCAUUGCUGCUACACGGAGCAAUGAUCCUGUGGCUUAUGCCAUAGCAGAGAUGUUAACAGUGAACACUACACUGGAAAGCCUAAACAUCGAGUCUAACUUCAUCACUGCUGAAGGAAUGAUGGCUAUCAUUAAAGCAAUGUCUGAAAACAACACCUUAGCUGAAAUCAAGAUUGACAACCAGAGGCAGAAAUUGGGAGAUUCUGUAGAGAUGGAGAUCGCAUCUAUGCUGGAGAACAACUCGAGCAUCCUAAAGAUUGGCUACCACUUCACCCAGCAGGGUCCUCGUGCUAGAGCUGCCAUGGCCAUCACCAGGAACAAUGACUACUUCCGUCAGCAGAGGAUAAGAUGAGUUAAGAGCUAUGAUGCUCUCUGCCGCAGCACUGCUCGGAAGACUCGAGACAAGACAAAGAUCAGCCUGCUAUGCUUUAACCUUUUAAAUCAUCUACCAUUGUGGAUAUCAUUAACACCAGCUCUGCUGUUUGUAUACACUGGGUCUCAUCAAGCCAAAUGUGAUCUCACUUAAUAAAAAUCAUGUGCUUUCAAUAUAAUUCAAUAUAUUCUUGUGAAAAAAGACAUUACUUGAUCAUUUCUUGAGCCAUGAAUUUUUUUUCUUUCUUUUUGGAAUAUGGUGCUUCUAACAAAAAGAACUGUACAUAUUUUAAAUAAAACAUUAUCUUUUUCAUUGUCUAA
Messenger RNA from Tachysurus fulvidraco (yellow catfish), 1581 nucleotides. It is a transcript of the gene tmod4, whose product is annotated as tropomodulin 4 (muscle). The record is from RefSeq and is a predicted model, not a curated record. The transcript is spliced from 10 exons. Bases 209 to 1240 code for a protein of 343 amino acids. Gene Ontology annotation, cellular component: myofibril; striated muscle thin filament. Gene Ontology annotation, biological process: myofibril assembly; muscle contraction; pointed-end actin filament capping. Gene Ontology annotation, molecular function: tropomyosin binding. NCBI's taxonomy places the organism in Eukaryota, Metazoa, Chordata, Actinopteri, Siluriformes, Bagridae.